AUGAGGGAUCGUCGAAAGCGAUCACGUGGAGGUCCGUCCAGUACGCAUAAAAGAAAGCGGGCCGGCCGUAGGCGAGUAUUGUGCUGUGGAACUCGUGGAGUAAACGUGAGCAUGUCUGGCCGUGGCAAAGGAGGUAAGGGACUCGGGAAAGGUGGCGCAAAGAGGCACAGGAAGGUGCUUCGGGAUAACAUCCAGGGUAUUACCAAGCCUGCUAUCCGCCGUUUGGCUCGCAGAGGAGGUGUAAAGCGUAUCUCUGGGCUGAUCUAUGAGGAGACCCGUGGUGUGCUCAAAGUGUUUUUGGAGAACGUGAUUCGCGACGCAGUCACUUAUACUGAGCAUGCCAAGAGGAAAACCGUUACCGCUAUGGACGUGGUGUAUGCCUUGAAACGCCAAGGCCGUACUCUGUACGGUUUCGGAGGUUAAGCUUGUUGA
Spea bombifrons (plains spadefoot toad) is the source of this 432-nucleotide messenger RNA. Its product is annotated as histone H4-like. Lineage: Eukaryota; Metazoa; Chordata; Amphibia; Anura; Pelobatidae. Bases 1 to 423 code for a protein of 140 amino acids. Gene Ontology annotation, molecular function: protein heterodimerization activity; DNA binding; structural constituent of chromatin. The record is from RefSeq and is a predicted model, not a curated record. The transcript is spliced from 2 exons. Gene Ontology annotation, cellular component: nucleosome. Gene Ontology annotation, biological process: nucleosome assembly.